UCAGCGAGAGUACACCAGGUGCAACAACAUGUGUGUUGGUGUUUGUCGGGUGGCACGGUGGGGUCAGGUCAGGGGCUCGCUGCACUGAGGGGAAAACUACUUGCUUGUGCUUGCAGAUGCCGCGCAGGAAAUCCCCCUUUUUUGGAUGCCUACAUUCAUGGUCUCUUGAAAUACACGGAGCGAGGGUUCACUCUUUCCUCUUCUUCUCAAAGUCAGCGGUAAGAAACCGGCUGACCACGUCCAAUACAGUGUGUAAGUUUCUGACAGUGGAGCUGCAGGACGCUUUGGAGAAAACCGGUCGCUCCAAAGAAGUCCUGGAGGUCGGAGAUGUGCUGGACACAGGCAAGAGAAGAAGAAAAAUCAAAUACAACACGUCUGAAACUCGACUGACUGAGGCGAUAGACAACAUAUGUGAGCGAAUUCUGCAGUACAGUGUUCAUGCAGAGAGGCCCGGCAGCCUCCGAUAUGCCAAGGGCACCAGUCAAACCAUGACGACCCUGAAGAACCUGGUCCACAAGGGAGUUAAAGUGGACCUGGGCCUGCCGUUUGAGCUGUGGGAGGAACCCUCUGUGGAGGUGUCGGACAUGAAGAAACAGUGCGAGACGAUGCUGGAGCAGUACGAGGAGGUGGUGGAGGACUGGUACUUCCAUCAUCAGGACCAGAGGCUGGAGAACUUCCUCUGCGAGAACCACAUCCUCAAGACAUCGGAGCUCGAAUGUCUACAGGAGGUGUGGAAAGGAGACAUGGGGAACAAAGGAGCGGCCGCGGAGGGAACGAGCGGCAAAGAAGAGGAGGACGUGACAAAGACUCAUGAUGCUGGGGAAUUUUAAGGAAAACCUUUAAAAA
Molecule: messenger RNA, 846 nt
Organism: Mugil cephalus (flathead mullet)
Lineage: Eukaryota; Metazoa; Chordata; Actinopteri; Mugiliformes; Mugilidae
Gene: cnpy4
Product: canopy FGF signaling regulator 4
Exons: 7
Coding region: 117-830 (237 amino acids)
Cellular component (GO): endomembrane system
Molecular function (GO): signaling receptor binding
Source: RefSeq, a predicted model, not a curated record